AUGCACAGGAGCAGCAAGAGAAAUGCUAUCUCCAAGCGCUGCAGACUCUGCAGGAGACCAUACGGCAAGCCAUCCACCCAGCUUCAUCAUCUCUGGGCCUGUAGAGUCCACGAAUGGCACUGCCUACACCAGCACCCCGGGGGAAUACUACUGCACUUAGGGUCCAGAGCACACCGAUGCCCACCAGUCAGCCAAUGCUCAGAACCGAGCCAAAGUAGCCAAGCUUCCAGUCAGGGGGAAGACAAAGAGAACUAUCUGUAUUGGUUCGAGUGGCUCGCCAGAACCUGGAGGUGGCCAGAGGAAGAAUGGAGUUACCAGCUGGUUCCACUGUUGACCAGGCAAGCGCUGGAGGCCUACCUGGCGAUGGAUGAAGACCAAGCAGCAGUCUACAGUGAACGCAAGAAGGCUCUGUUGGAGAAGUUUAGCAUCUCUCCAGAAACCUAUCGUCAGCGGUUUCGUGCAACUAUGACCCCAGUUGGGGAGACACCCUCAAAGACAUACAAUCGGCUAAGGCAUUUGUACCGCCGUUGGGUGCGACCGGAACUAUACACCAAGGGGGAGAUUGGUGAGAUGGUCAUCCUGGAGCAGUUUCUCCGAGUCCUGCCGUACGAAGUCAGGAUAUGGGUAAAGGAACGAGAGCCUAGAACUGGGCUAGCUGCUGCAAAACUUGCCCAGCAGUAUCGGAACGUUCCCAAUAGGGUCGUCAUCUCCAACCAACGAAAGGUGACCAGAGGAGUUCUACCAGUGGAUGGAGCGCUGGAGAAUCUCGCCGCAACAUUCAAGACAGAAAGGGGGAUAAAGACACCAGAGAACAGAAACUCACGUGUUACUAUUGUCAACAGCCAGGACACAAAGCAACCGUGUGCCCAGCAAGAAAAGCAAAAUUGACGGGGUUU
This is a messenger RNA of Tachysurus fulvidraco (yellow catfish), 896 nucleotides long. RefSeq names its product zinc finger and SCAN domain-containing protein 32-like. Lineage: Eukaryota; Metazoa; Chordata; Actinopteri; Siluriformes; Bagridae. The record is from RefSeq and is a predicted model, not a curated record. The transcript has a single exon. Bases 1 to 888 code for a protein of 295 amino acids.